Messenger RNA from Populus nigra (black poplar), 1929 nucleotides. RefSeq names its product inactive beta-amylase 9. The transcript is spliced from 3 exons. Gene Ontology annotation, molecular function: beta-amylase activity. Gene Ontology annotation, biological process: polysaccharide catabolic process. The coding region runs from base 132 to 1739 and encodes 535 amino acids. The record is from RefSeq and is a predicted model, not a curated record. Lineage: Eukaryota; Viridiplantae; Streptophyta; Magnoliopsida; Malpighiales; Salicaceae.
GUCUAUAAAACAUCCAAAAACACCUCUUUCUCCACGAACACGAUACGACCUCUCCCUUUCUUUCUUCUUCCAGUUUGCUUUAGCGGUGUAAUAAUUCAUUUUGUUUUUCUUCAAUUUCUUUCCAAGUGGCUAUGGAGGUUUCAGUGAUCGGAAGCUCUUCUCAGGCAAAAAUUUGUACGAGCUGGAGUGAGUUGUCAUCUUACAGAGAGAUAAGGUUUUGUAAUUUUCAAAAAAGGGUUUCUUUAUUGCAUAACACUAAAAGUACAAGGUGGAGAAAUUCUGGGCUUAGCUUUACUUUAAAUGCUGUUCAGUCCUCGCCUGUCCGAUCCGAUAGACUUCCUCGUCGUGGGUCUUCUUCAAAGCCCAAAUCGCUCGAUGGUGUAAGAGUAUUUGUUGGGCUGCCGUUGGAUGCAGUUUCUGAUUGCAAUACAGUAAACCAUGCCCGAGCGAUAGCAGCGGGACUUAGAGCUUUGAAGUUAUUAGGUAUUGACGGUGUGGAGUUACCAGUGUGGUGGGGAAUAGUUGAGAAGGAAUCGAUGGGCAAGUAUGACUGGUCGGGAUACCUUGUGCUUGCGGAGAUGAUUCAGAAAGCAGGUCUUAAGCUCCAUGUGUCGCUCUGCUUCCAUGGUAGCAAACAACCAAAAAUUCCCCUUCCUGAGUGGGUAUCACAGAUAGGUGAUUCGGAACCCAGUAUCUACCAUGCGGAUCGGUCAGGGAAUCAUUACAGGGAUUGCUUGUCAUUGGCCGUUGAUGAAGUUCCAGUUCUUAAUGGGAAGACUCCAGUUCAAGUUUAUCAGGAAUUUUGUGAAAGCUUCAAGUCUUCAUUCUCACAUUUCUUUGGUUCCACAAUUACGGGUGUCACAGUGGGUCUUGGACCAGAUGGGGAGCUACGAUAUCCUUCUCAUCGCCAGCUUGCAAGUCAUAGCAAUAUCCUUGGAGUCGGAGAGUUUCAAUGUUAUGAUAAAAACAUGCUGAACCUUCUUAAGGUAAAAGCUGAAGCAACCGGGAACCCAUUAUGGGGACUUGGCGGUCCACAUGAUGCACCGAGCUAUGACCAGUUUCCAAACUCGAACCACUUCUUCAAAGACAACGGGGGAUCUUGGGACUCCCCAUAUGGUGAUUUCUUCCUUUCCUGGUAUUCAAGCGAGCUCUUGUCUCAUGGAGAUCGUCUUCUCUCUCUUGCCUCUACUUCUUUCGGUGACACUUCUGUAACUGUCCAUGGCAAAAUCCCUCUCAUGCAUUCAUGGUACAAAACACGCUCGCACCCUUCUGAACUAACAGCCGGCUUCUAUAACACUGUCAGUAGAGAUGGCUAUGAAGCAGUUGCAGAGAUGUUUGCUAGGAAUUCAUGCAAAAUGAUCCUGCCAGGAAUGGAUUUGUCAGAUAAGCAUCAGCCUCAGGAGUCCCUGUCCAGCCCAGAGUCAAUAUUGGCACAAAUAAGAACGGUUUGCAGAAAACACGGGGUCGAGAUUUCUGGGCAGAACUCGGUGGUUUCUAAAGCUCCUCACGGGUUUGAUCAGAUAAAGAAAAACAUAUCAGGUGAAAGUGCGGUUGAUUUGUUCACUUAUCAGAGAAUGGGAGCUGAUUUUUUCUCACCAGAGCACUUCCCAUCAUUCACUCAUUUUAUCCGAAACCUCAAUCAACUCGGAAUGUUUUCCGAUGAUCUGCCUGAGGAAGAGGAAGUUGUUGAAUCUGUACUUUUGAAUUCAGAGUCAAACACCCACAUGCAAGCAGCAUAGUUAGAAGAUGGGAUUGGACAUGAUAAUGUAAAUAUGAGAUUUUAUAUCGACUGCCAUUGUCUGAAAAUAUGUUGUACGAGGCAAAGCAUGGUAGAAUUAAUAGCCAUCAUUAGAUAGUUUUUUUUUUUAAUUUUAUUUUCUUAAUUGUAACAUAUUUAUAAUGAUAAGAAAUAAACUAUUCUUAUAUCAA